CGUCCGUUGCGCUUCACCAGCUUCUGUUGUCAAGCCUGGGAUCAUAAAAUAGAACCUGGAUUAUCAGCUCCCCCCGAAAAACACCACGAGCUCAGGUCCUUAUUCUCUCUCUGCUGCGUAACCUCGACCUUCAAAUUCCCACCAGGUUUCGCUCGACUCCCCAAAUUCUCUCUCCCGCAGAUCAAAUUCGACUUCCUCCGAGUCCGAAUUUCACGCUUCCGUUCGAGUUAGGGUUUUUGGUGGCGAUUUGGGAACGGUUCUAGGGUUUGGAAGCUCGUAUGAGGUGAGAGACGGAUUUUUAGAAGGAAGAUGUUCUACUCGCAGUUUAUACUCGCGAAAAAGGGCACGCUUGGGACGAUAUGGAUUGCUGCUCACUUGGAGCGGAAGCUACGCAAGAACCAGGUCGCUGAUACCGAUAUUGGUGUCUCCGUUGAUUCAAUUCUUUUUCCUGAUGUACCAAUUGCACUGCGGUUGUCGAGCCAUCUUUUGCUUGGCGUGGUGAGAAUAUAUUCCAGAAAGGUGAAUUACCUUUUUGAUGAUUGCAGUGAGGCCUUGCUCAAGGUAAAGCAAGCUUUUCGCUCAACUGCUGUCGAUUUACCACCUGAAGAAUCUACUGCACCGUAUCACUCGAUAACGUUGCCUGAGACUUUCGAUCUCGAUGAUUUUGAGCUGCCGGAUAGUGACAUUCUUCAGGGCAACUAUGUUGAUCAUCAUGUCAGUACGAGGGAGCAGAUUACAUUGCAAGAUACGAUGGAAGGAGUGGUUUACUCCACAUCCAAGUUUGGAUUAGAUGAGCGAUUUGGGGAUGGUGAUGCUUCCGGGUUAGACCUUGAUGAGGAAAUAUUUCUGAACAAGGUUGCAGCUUCUGGACAUGCUGGAGUUAUGCUGGCUUCAGAUGCUGUGCCUUGUGCAUCUGCUCAAUCAAUGAGCCCUCUUGAGGAAGAUGAAAUCGAUGGGGGAAUCAAUGGAAACUCUAAGAUUGAUGGUCUUGCUGAGAAUACUGAUGGCAUCGAGUAUGCUCAGGCUCCGUGCACUCCAGGAUUGGUGGAAGAGCCAAACUUGUCCAAAACUCAAGAGGCUUCAGCAGGUGAUGAUCAACUGGAAUUGGUGGAAGAGCUGAAUUUCUCCAAUGUUCAGGAGGCUUCAGUAUGUGAUUAUGAUCCAGAAUCAGAAAAUCACCAUAUAACCAACUUUGCAGCUAAAGAGGACAUGACAAGCAUUACCAGUAACCCAGAUAACCAAUUAAAGUCACAGGGAGAUUCGCCGUCUACUGCUGGGAAUUCUGUUUUGGCUGAAGCAGUUAGAGCCAUUUCUCCAGGUUCUGAAUUUUCAUAUAGGAACCAUACUGCAUCUGACAGUGUAAAUGGGUUGCAACAGAAUGGAGUUGACAGCAACAAUGAGCUUGGUAGUCGCUCCAAUGAUGGGACCCAAACAGACCUUGUAGAACUCCGAGUUAGUUUGGAUGAAACGUCAUGUCCUAAUUUGUCUAAUGAAGUGCAUGUUGUGGAGAAUAAUUGCGGGAAGUCUUGCAUAUCCACCACCUGCCAGCCUGUGUCAGAAUAUGUUACAAAAACUAAUCAAGCAGUAGUUAGGCCAGAAGUUCCGAAUAAUGAGGUGAAUGCAGGAAACAUGGAAGAACAAUGCCCCACUAACAUUGAUGAAAAACUGGCAGCUGCUGAUAUUCAUGUUCUUCAGCCAUGCAAGCAUCUGAACCAAUUGAGUACAUUAAAUUUUGAAAGUGAUGUCUCAGCUGGUCCUCUCUUGCCAUCUGAUGUUUCAGGGCUAUGCUCAUUUGAGAUAUCUGGAGGGAAGGAGGCAACUCAUGCUUCUGGAGUUUCCACUAAUGUUGAAGGUGAAGGGUGUUUCACGAAACAUCACUUGGAGGAAAACAAAACAACGGAACCUGCUUCAAGUGCAGAGAUUCAGGCGGACAUUAACAAACAUACUGAUCAAGAUGUGGACGUGAUUUUAGGUGAUGGUAAAAUAGAUAGUAUAGCUGGGUCUGAGAAAUUUGAAUUACCUGCACCGGAAAAGUUGCUAUCUGUCCCAGAAGGGUUUGCUGAUCUACAGGAUAAUUUCAUGGAGUCCACACCUGACGGAGCACACUUGUUGUCUGGUGGUGGUGAUGAUGCUGGGAUCAACAUAAAUUCCCAAAAAAAGCGCAGUUUCACCGAAAGUACUCUGACUGUGCAGAGUCUAGAUUCAGUUGAAUCUUUGGCGGGUGCCCGAUCUAAAAGAACCAAGGAAUAUAUCCCUGAUGACGACGAUUUAUUGGCCUCCAUUCUAGUUGGAAGAAGAUCUUCAGUUCUGAAAAUUAUGCCCACACCUACUCCUCAACCGCAGGUAACACGAAUGAAACGCCAGCAGUCUGCACCCCGGGUUUCUGCUUCAAAGAGGAAGAUUCUUAUGGACGAUGCCAUGAUUUUGCAUGGCGAUGUUAUACGGCAACAGUUGACUAGUACUGAGGACAUACGUCGCACACGGAAGAAAGCUCCUUGCACCCGUCCUGAAAUUUGGAUGAUUCAGAAAGAGUUCUUGGAAGAUGAAAUAUUCAGUGAACCUAUAUUCACAGGUUUUUGUGGAGGAUUGGCUUUGUUGCACAGUCAAACAUAUGAUCUGAGUGAAAUCGUGAUAUCCCAAAUUGAUGCACAUAAUCCUUUUCUCGAAGCUGCAACAAAGGAACACGUGGCUGUACUAGAAGAUGUAACUAAUCCCUUUGAAGUAGCAACUAAUAUGGGGUUCUCAGUGGGGCCGAAUGUCCACAACGAUGCUGGAAUGGAUGGGACCAAUGAGUGCCUUGUAGGCGGAAAUCAUGUGCAAGCAGCGCAUCCUGAGAAUCAACAGGCUGAAGACCACGUCUUACGAUUGCAGGGUUAUGACACACCUUUGCAGAUGGAGGCUAUUUGUGAUGUUCCAGUUCCUGAUGCUGUAAAUCCUGGCAUUGAUUUUGUCUUUGAAUCAGCUUCCUCUCCCAAUUUUGGUUUUGGUUAUGAAAAUAACGUUUCAGCCGACUCUGCGCUUCGAUCAGCUUUGUUUGACAAGGCAGAGGAAAAUAAUGACUCUGCUGUCGUUGGAACAGCAGAGGCCAGAGUGAGGGAUGAAUUGUUGGAAGGAACUGAAGUUGGUUUAGGAAGUAGCGUCGACAUGCAAACUGCCUGUGGAGCAAAUCCUUCUCUUGCAACUUCUGCAGAGACUGGUUUGCCUAGUGACCAGGUGACUGUAACUAUUGGCACUGUCGAGGAAGUAAGUCGAAACGAGCACAGAAGUCUUCCAAAUGAAGAUGAGGUUCUUGUUCCAGAGUUGGGCUAUGACAUGGGCAAGAACCUGACCUCUUAUGGUUCUAAUGAAGAACUAAAACUUGCUUCUUCAUAUCCGGUGGAACUCAAUGUAGAUGUGAAUAAUAUCUCCUCAAAUGACGGUGAAUAUCCCGGGCCUCCUCCUGGCUAUUGGGAAGCUGAUCCACACUGCACAAUGGAAGCAGAUAUUUCUGUUGCUGCCCAUACUGCCACUGUUGAUUGCAGCGAUAUGGAAUAUGCAGUAGAUUGGCAUGAUACAGGGUUUCUAAAUGCUGAUGAUGAGGACUAUGCUGAGGACGAAGAGUGUAUGCCAAGUGCAGAGCAAACCAGCUUCCUGGAGAACAGCGGAUGGUCUUCCCGCAGCAGGGCGGUUGCCAAGUACCUUCAACUCUUGUUUGAGAAGGAAGCAGAGCAUGGAAGGAAGGUUCUUCCCAUGGACAACCUGUUGGUAGGAAAAACUCGUAAGGAGGCAUCGAGGAUGUUUUUUGAAGCAUUGGUUCUUAAAACUAGAGAUUACAUCCAUGUAGAGCAGGAAGCCCCUUUCGGAGACAUAAAUAUAAAGCCUCGAGUAAUGCUCAUGAAAUCGGACUUGUGAUCCUUUAGAUAGAUAAAGACGACACACUCUUGCAAAGAAUCAUAAGUACUAAUUAGCAGAAAGUUCAGUAAGUUAUGGGGUUUAUUCUUCCUUGUAUCAAUUCUUUUUCUAACGUAUCCGCUGUGAUGUAUCAUGUAAUUGGUAGUUUUUGCUUAGUCUAGUGGUGGAUCCAAGUGCCUCAUGUAUCCCUAUAGCGAUCGUAUAAAGUGAUGUAAUAUGAACCUUGUUUAUGUGUAUAUAAUCUGUCAUUUGCAGUUGGGUGCUAAUUUUAGCUGUUUAGCUAUUCGAAUAA
This is a messenger RNA of Rhododendron vialii, 4183 nucleotides long. RefSeq names its product sister chromatid cohesion 1 protein 4. Gene Ontology annotation, molecular function: chromatin binding; protein binding. NCBI's taxonomy places the organism in Eukaryota, Viridiplantae, Streptophyta, Magnoliopsida, Ericales, Ericaceae. The record is from RefSeq and is a predicted model, not a curated record. The transcript has 15 exons. Gene Ontology annotation, biological process: mitotic sister chromatid cohesion; replication-born double-strand break repair via sister chromatid exchange; synaptonemal complex assembly. The coding region runs from base 310 to 3891 and encodes 1193 amino acids. Gene Ontology annotation, cellular component: cohesin complex; synaptonemal complex.